Harpia harpyja (harpy eagle) is the source of this 995-nucleotide messenger RNA. Its product is annotated as translation initiation factor IF-2-like. Lineage: Eukaryota; Metazoa; Chordata; Aves; Accipitriformes; Accipitridae. The transcript has 5 exons. Bases 1 to 825 code for a protein of 274 amino acids. The record is from RefSeq and is a predicted model, not a curated record.
AUGCCGGCCUGCCCGCGCGCCCCACCCCGCCGCCGCCGCCGCUUCCGCCGCUCGCCACGCCCUGGCCAAUCCACGCCCGCCGCCCUCCCGCCUCAGCCAACCCCGGCCCGCGUCCCCAACCGGAUCACGCCCCUUCCGCCAGCAGGCUCCCGGCAUGCAGCGGGGCUGCCGCGCACCGACACGGCCCACCAUGGCGGCGGCGCUCAGCGGACUGCGGGGGUAACGGCGGGCGGGCUGAGGGGGCGGCCCCUGGGCGGGGGGGGGGGGGGGGACCGGGAGCGUCCCGCCACCACCCUCACCGCACGGCCCCGCGGCCCCCGACACGCACCCCCCAACCCUCUCCCAGAGACGCCCCCAGUCGUGGCCACGCCCCGCUUGGCUCAGGCCCCGCCCUCGAGCCCCCUCUGCCGCCGGGACAGGGGCAGGGGCAGGGGUAGGGGUAAGGGCAGGGGGCUGCUGGCGGCAGCAGGGCCAGCAGUGGGUCCUGCCAGGCCCUGGGCCCGGCCAGCCCCCCCGGGCACACGGCUCCUCGGGCAGAGCUGCCGCCAGCCGGCAGGGCCACGGGCCGGCCCGGAGCCUGGCAGCGGGGGGCUCCCCGAGGGAGUGGAGUACAUCCCCACACGCAAGAAGGGCAAGAACCCGAUGAAGCCGGUGGGGGUGGCCUGGGCCAUUGGAUUGCCCUCCGGCAUCAUCCUCUUCCUCCUGGCCAAGCGGGAAGUUGAUAAAAACCGUCUGGAGCAGCUCAAAAUCCGCCGAAAGAUGAUGGAAGCCAACCAGGGCGAGUACGAGUCGGAGCGAUACAAGAGGGUGGCCAGGGGGGCAUAGCCAGGCUGCUCCCCACCCCCAGCCUGGCACCCCAGCACCUGGAAGGGACUGGCCGAGGGGACGCCAGCCCCGUGGGACAUGUGGCACUGAUGCCUGCCCUCCCUGUCCAGCCUGUGGGGUGGUCAUGGGGCUGGAUGGGGACAAAUAAACCUCACCCCUGGUGAGUGGAA